AUGAUCCAAAUCUCAUCCUUGAUGGUUACCUUUGGGCUCUCGUUGCUGUUAUGGCCCAACGUCAUGUUAUCCAAUGCUCAUCCACUUGUGCGACGUGUGGAGAACAUUGACAUUCAAGUGACAUCCAACGAUAACUUUUGCUCCUACCUUCCUCCAUCACCAGGUGAAACCAUUGCCAAAGGAGAGGGCAAUGCGGUGCCAUUUUGUACUCAGAAACAGGAACCAGGAACACGUACUUUCCCUGAAGGGUUCAUCGUUUCAUCCCACUUUGAUCAGACAGACACCUACGUUCAGGUCACGGGGCGCAUUGACCCAUCGAAAUAUGAGUUAUCGGAAUCGGAUGGAGGUGGUCAAUACGAUAACAAGAAUGAACACGGUGGUACAUGCAAUGGAUACAAGUACUGGGUUAAUCUUGUUGAGCCUGCACAAGGCACAUUUUGUAUUCGGUGUUGUGAAAAUCGCGACGAUUGUAAUACUGGCAUAUCAGAAGCCGGUUGUGAAGGCAUCAUCAAAGGUGCCGAUUAUAGCUAA
Lichtheimia ornata is the source of this 531-nucleotide messenger RNA. RefSeq lists its product as uncharacterized. Lineage: Eukaryota; Fungi; Mucoromycota; Mucoromycetes; Mucorales; Lichtheimiaceae. The coding region runs from base 1 to 531 and encodes 176 amino acids. The record is from RefSeq and is a predicted model, not a curated record. The transcript is spliced from 2 exons.